AUGCUUUUCUCACAAGACUUUCUCAUGCUUGUGGCAUUCGCCGCUGCUGGCGUUGUAGCUGCACCUGUUGCAGAGACUCAACCAGAAGCCAAAGCUGAAGCUUCUCCAGCGGAUUAUGGUGAUUAUGGUGACUACGGUGAUUACGGAAACUAUGGCACAUAUGACCACUACCCAUCAUCUUCCUCAUCGGCCACUCCUACACCAUCUCCUACAGGAUAUGGAAAAUACGCCAGCUACGGCAACUACAAAGACAAGAAAGUCAGGGAAGCUGCAUCAAAGCCUGCCCCAGUAGCAAAGAGUGACGAUUAUGGAAACUAUGGAGACUAUGGUGACUACGGAGACUACGGUAACUACGAAAACUACCCAACAGCCACCUCUUCAAGCUCUUCGUCUGCUACACCAACACCAACACCAACUCCAACUCCAACUCCAACUGGUUAUGGUUCAUACGCAAAAUACGGAACAUACAAGAACAAGAAAGCACGUGCUCCAGAAGCCAAGCCAGAAGACUACGGAAACUACGGUGAUUACGGUGACUACGGCAACUACGAAAACUACCCAUCCGCCACCUCCACCACACCAACUCCAACCCCCACCCCAACUGGCUACGGUUCAUAUGCCGAAUACGGUACCUACAAGCGUGAAGCUGCUCCCGUUGACGCUUAA
Molecule: messenger RNA, 666 nt
Organism: Sclerotinia borealis F-4128
Lineage: Eukaryota; Fungi; Ascomycota; Leotiomycetes; Helotiales; Sclerotiniaceae
Source: the annotation of a GenBank genome assembly